This is a messenger RNA of Tremella mesenterica DSM 1558, 447 nucleotides long. RefSeq lists its product as uncharacterized. Bases 1 to 447 code for a protein of 148 amino acids. Lineage: Eukaryota; Fungi; Basidiomycota; Tremellomycetes; Tremellales; Tremellaceae. The transcript has 4 exons. The record is from RefSeq and is a predicted model, not a curated record.
AUGUCCGACAUUGACGUCGACAUUGACCCAGAGCUCAAACCUCGGGAUUACUCCCCUUCUCUUUCUUCUGGAGGAGGAUCGACUUAUCUACCUUCUCCCAAGACCACUCCCCAGAAGGUUAAAAGUACUAAACGACCGACAAGUGACGAUAACAAACGAGGUAUCAAGCGCUCCGCUCCGACCAGCGAGGAGAAGGGAUCACCUGUUAAGAAACGAGGGGCACCUACGAAAGAAGAUAGGGGUGGAGUGACAGGACGUAAAAUGGGGGCUUGGACCAAAGCUGAGGUUAGACAAUUGUGGGAUGCUUUGGGUUUAACACCGCCAAAGGUCAAAUGGGACGAAGUGGCUGACAAGGUGCCCGGUCGAGACAAGUUGUCUUGCUCCAACAAGUGGAGAUAUGACAUGUUCCCUAAAUUGGAAGCGUUCAUCAAUUCAUUGGGAGAUUGA